AUGGUUCAGGCCGAACGCUGCAGACCGGCGCGCGCCUCCCGGCUCGGCUGCCCGCCUCCACCCGCUCGGCAUGAACCCGCUGCGGCGCACGGCGGCCCCGCCCCGCCGCCUCUCGGCCAAUGGCCACGACCACCCCCGCCCGGGCGCCCGGGGCCACAGCUGACAGCCCGGAGGGCCCGCCCCGCCACUCCCGAGAGCCACUGCGCACGCCCGGCCCCGCGAGGCCCCGCCCAGCCCAGCGCGAGGCCUCUCGGGACUUGUAGUCCACCUCCCCAGACCGCCUCUCCCGCCGCGCCACGUGCAGCUCUAGCUGGUUGCGCCGAGACUCGCGCUCCGGGCGCAGGGGACGCACUGCCUUACCCGCGGAGCAGGCAUGCUCUGGUGCCUCCCGCUCCACCUGUCUCGGGAGGUGCUGCCAGGCUGCAAUUUGAAGCCAAGAGAGGACUCUGGACUCUAAAGUCGACCCGGCUUGGGCCAGAGCCCCAAGAGGCCACUUUAGUUUCUUCAGACUCUGCCUCACCUGUGGAAACAAAAAACCGCCUGGCACCACCGAACUUGGCGGUGGCCAUGUAUCUUCUGAGGCCUUUGAGAAUUGACCGAGAGUACCUGCCUUCCAGGGUGGGAACUUUCUAG
Molecule: messenger RNA, 633 nt
Organism: Bubalus bubalis (water buffalo)
Lineage: Eukaryota; Metazoa; Chordata; Mammalia; Artiodactyla; Bovidae
Product: basic proline-rich protein-like
Exons: 1
Coding region: 1-633 (210 amino acids)
Source: RefSeq, a predicted model, not a curated record